Plectropomus leopardus (leopard coralgrouper) is the source of this 411-nucleotide messenger RNA. NCBI's taxonomy places the organism in Eukaryota, Metazoa, Chordata, Actinopteri, Perciformes, Serranidae. The record is from RefSeq and is a predicted model, not a curated record.
AUGGAGUGUCAGGACUCUGUUGUGUCCUCCCUCACCUGGUUUCUGAUCAUCUUGGGUGUAAUCAUGCUGCUGAACCAGAUUUUCAAGGAAACAAAGUACGGCCGCUACUCCUUUAAGACGGGUUACUUCUGUCCUGCCAGACUGGCCUGGUUCCUCCAGGAGGUCCCGGCCUUCCUGCUGCCGCUGCUCCUGCUGCUGCUGACUGAAGAGGAGCCGGGAAGAACCGGAGACAGCACCAGGGACAAAACUGGGGACAGAACUGGGGACAUGAUCUGGAGGCGGCUGCUGCUAUAUGCCUUCAUGCUGCACUACUUCCACAAGAGUAUCAUCUACGCCUUCCUGACCAGAGGACGACCCGUCCCGCUGCUCAUCGUCCUCCUCGCCGCCAUCUUCUGCUCGCUCAACGGCUUC